Messenger RNA from Clupea harengus (Atlantic herring), 2019 nucleotides. RefSeq lists its product as uncharacterized. The record is from RefSeq and is a predicted model, not a curated record. The coding region runs from base 13 to 2019 and encodes 668 amino acids. Lineage: Eukaryota; Metazoa; Chordata; Actinopteri; Clupeiformes; Clupeidae. The transcript is spliced from 5 exons.
UCUUGCUUGGAUAUGACCUCCCAAAUUACCUAUCACUACUGUCCUCUCAUCUAUAAGGCAUCCUAUCACUACUGUCCUCUCAUCUAUAAGGCAUCCUAUCACUACUGUACUCUCACUCUCAUCUAUAAGGCAUCCUAUCACUACUGUCCUCUCGUCUAUAAGGCAUCCUAUCACUACUGUCCUCUCAUCUAUAAGGCAUCCUAUCACUACUGUACUCUCACUCUCAUCUAUAAGGCAUCCUAUCACUACUGUACUCAUGUCUAUAAGUCAUCCUAUCACUACUGUCCUCUCAUCUAUAAGGCAUCCUAUCACUACUGUACUCUCAUCUAUAAGGCAUCCUAUCACUACUGUACUCUCACUCUCAUCUAUAAGGCAUCCUAUCACUACUGUCCUCUCAUCUAUAAGGCAUCCUAUCACUACUGUCCUCUCAUCUAUAAGGCAUCCUAUCACUACUGUACUCUCAUCUAUAAGGCAUCCUAUCACUACUGUACUCUCACUCUCAUCUAUAAGGCAUCCUAUCACUACUGUACUCUCACUCUCAUCUAUAAGGCAUCCUAUCACUACUGUACUCUCACUCUCAUCUAUAAGGCAUCCUAUCACUACUGUCCUCUCAUCUAUAAGGCAUCCUAUCACUACUGUACUCUCAUCUAUAAGGCAUCCUAUCACUACUGUACUCUCACUCUCAUCUAUAAGGCAUCCUAUCACUACUGUACUCUCACUCUCAUCUAUAAGGCAUCCUAUCACUACUGUACUCUCACUCUCAUCUAUAAGGCAUCCUAUCACUACUGUCCUCAUGUCUAUAAGGCAUCCUAUCACUACUGUACUCUCAUCUAUAAGGCAUCCUAUCACUACUGUCCUCUCAUCUAUAAGGCAUCCUAUCACUACUGUCCUCUCAUGUCUAUAAGGCAUCCUAUCACUACUGUCCUCUCAUCUAUAAGGCAUCCUAUCACUACUGUACUCUCAUCUAUAAGGCAUCCUAUCACUACUGUACUCUCACUCUCAUCUAUAAGGCAUCCUAUCACUACUGUCCUCUCAUCUAUAAGGCAUCCUAUCACUACUGUCCUCUCAUCUAUAAGGCAUCCUAUCACUACUGUACUCUCAUCUAUAAGGCAUCCUAUCACUACUGUCCUCUCAUCUAUAAGGCAUCCUAUCACUACUGUCCUCAUGUCUAUAAGGCAUCCUAUCACUACUGUCCUCUCAUCUAUAAGGCAUCCUAUCACUACUGUACUCAUGUCUAUAAGGCAUCCUAUCACUACUGUCCUCUCAUCUAUAAGGCAUCCUAUCACUACUGUCCUCUCACUCUCAUCUAUAAGGCAUCCUAUCACUACUGUACUCAUCUAUAAGGCAUCCUAUUACUACUGUCCUCUCAUCUAUAAGGCAUCCUAUCACUACUGUCCUCUCAUCUAUAAGGCAUCCUAUCACUACUGUCCUCUCAUCUAUAAGGCAUCCUAUCACUACUGUACUCAUGUCUAUAAGGCAUCCUAUCACUACUGUCCUCUCACUCUCAUCUAUAAGGCAUCCUAUCACUACUGUCCUCUCAUCUAUAAGGCAUCCUAUCACUACUGUCCUCUCAUGUCUAUAAGGCAUCCUAUCACUACUGUCCUCUCAUCUAUAAGGCAUCCUAUCACUACUGUCCUCUCAUCUAUAAGGCAUCCUAUCACUACUGUCCUCAUCUAUAAGGCAUCCUAUCACUACUGUACUCUCAUCUAUAAGGCAUCCUAUCACUACUGUCCUCUCAGUUCCAGGACUGGCGGCGGUUGGCGUCAGGAGCCGCGGGCCACGGGUGUUGACAGCGCCCCCUUGAGAGAAGGAAAGAGUGAGCUCUCGGGCCCCCCCUCCCACUGCACCUCCAACCACGCCAGCAAUGCUAACCCCGGGGUGGACCGUCUCCUAGCAACCGCCACUGCGUUCCCCCCAGGAGGGUUCCGGAAGUCCGCACGCUCACACGCCCAGUGCGAGAAGUUGCAAGCAAUUUGCUGGACUCCGCUGAACUUCAGCUGUGAGUAUCCUCAUGAGUAG